CCACGCCAGUAUCUGUUACUAGACAAGGACACGAGCAUCAGUGACGUCACUCAUUUCAUGGCCCUGGCCUGGAAGCUUCAUGUUCCAGAGGUUGUGCUCACCAUCAUCUCAAGCCAGGAAUAUUAUCAGCCCUGGGGUAACUCAAGCCACGUCCUCGACUUCCAGAUCGGUCUGAUUCAGGCCGCUCGACUGACCAAGAUGUGGCUGCUGUCAGAGGGCGUGGCCGGCGGCCUGGCGGACAUCCUGGGCGAGGCAGCGGCCGAGGAGAGACUGAGGAGGCGCAUGGUGGAGUCCGAGCAGGCCAACCUCACCUACACAAUGGACAUGGAGACCUACCCCAACCUCGUGCUCAUGGGGCUGACAGCCUUGGAGCAACUGACCUACGGGGAACAGGUGGCCUCUAAUGCCAAAAUAGGUCCAGAAACAGAGCCUUCUAUCAAGUUAGCCAACAAAGGAGCCGAGAUGGAGCUGGAUCCCCACCAUUCUCAUUUCCUCCUGAUGCGCACGGCGGAGGCAGGGGAAAGCAAAUCGAACGCUACGAAUGGCUUUAAUAUAGAGUCCAGGUUUAUCCAGUACAUGACCAGCAAGACGAGAACUGACGACACAAAGAAGUCGCCCUCAUCCCACGACUCUGUGGCACCGGUCGUAGGACUGCUGGUACAGGGAGGACCUCGGGAGAUAGACAGGGUGCUGUGGCUGCUCAAACGACAAAUCCCUGUGAUUGUCAUCAAGGGGAAGAAAGGUUUUGCCUCCGGACUCAUUGCCUAUGCCUAUUCCGAAGGCAUGAAAGGGAGUGACUCACAGCACGUAGAACACAUCGUGAAGCCACAGCUGAUGCAGCAGGUCGCCGAGGCGUUCCCCGAGCAGUUUAAGGGCGAGGACGACUUGGCCCGCCUGCAUUGCAGGGACAAGAUCUUAGAGUGUGUGCAGUACGCCGUGCAGGGUGAAAGUCGCUUUCUGACCAUAAUGGACCCCAGCCUGGGUGAUGUCGACUACAAGGAUCUCUCCAAGUUCAUCCUGACCGCCAUCAUUUCAGCACAAGGAGAGUGCAGAAACUAUCAAUUUAAGGAGAAGAUUAACAGAAGCCUCAGACUAGCCCUCGACUGGAACAGGCCCGACGUCGCGUCGUCUCGGAUUCUCAACCAGAUGAAACUCUCCACUUUUCGAGUGAGGGACGACAUUUUCGUGGAGGCCCUCAUGUUGGCAGACCGUGAGGCUUUCGUGGAGUUAUUUCUGCGCAUGGGCUUCCCCUUACGUCGCUUCAUGACCCGCAGCCACGUUCGGAAACUGUACGAAACGUCACUCACAAACGAGUUUUUCUCCACCAUCUGCCUCCAGAGAAUCUUGGGAUACAAGUGGCCUGCUCUUUCUCCGGAUUUCUUGACCGGGGCCGAUUCAUCACUGAACCGCCUACUUUGCCGAGUGUCUGGUCUUCAGCAGCUCAUUAAACCGGCGGAUACGGACCUUUACUCUGUGGCGCAAACAUCUGCCGACAAAACAGUCGCCGAGAGAAAGGCUCUAUUGGAGCUUCUCUUUUGGUCAGUCUUGACCAAUAAGCAAGCUCUGGCGAAGAAACUGUGGCAGCGAACCUCAGAGCCGUUGGCGGUCGCCCUGGUCAUCUCCAAUAUCUACUAUCGUCUCUCAAAGAUUUACAUCUCAGACCUGGACUUGCAGAUCCGGAUCAAGCAGGCAGCGAUUGACUUUGGCCAGCUGGCGAUCGAGGUGAUGGACAUGAUUUACGCGGACUCUGGCGUGUUCGCCUUCCGCUCUCUUAUCUCGCCCGUGGAAGAUUUCAACGGUCUCACAGUCGUCGACUUAGCCCUGAUCGGUAACAACAAGUUCUUCAUCGCUCACCCGUGCUGUCAGAGAGCGGUCAGAGAAAGGUGGCUGGGCAUGAUCAAGAUCAAAUCUUUUGGGAACAUGGGCUUUGAGGCUCCUGAGUAUUUGAAAAUAUUUUGCUGUCUCUUUCUGGUGUUUCCUAUCUACUUCUGGUUGAACUUCGACAAAGCCAUGGCUAACGUGAAAGCAAAUAUCGGAGACGAUGACGACGAUGGUAAUGAGGAUGACAGUACAGGCAACAAUGAUGAUGGAAGGGAAGCUGAGAUGACAAAGAACAAUAACAGCUCCAAUUCUGAAACGGAACACCGAUCCAUCGUUUCCUUAAAAACGCCCAACGCUGUACAUGUACAGAGCGUAUCUCCACACGUAGACCCAUAUGCCCGACCGCCUCUGUGGAAGAAGGUUUACUACUUGUGGACGGCCCCGAUCACCAAAUUUUGGUUGUCGCAGUAUUUCUUCCUGAGCUACCUGGUGCUCUACGCCUACUGGCUUCUCCUGCCAUACUGUGGUCAUCGUGUGCUCACCGACCUUCUCUUUGUCUGGACCAUGGUCAUAUGCAUGGAGCACGUGCAGCGGACCAUCAGUGGGAAGAAGAAAUUCCCAACGAUGGGUCUUUUCUGGCCAAUGCUGGACAUUCUGAUGGAAGUGCUGGUCAGUCUGUUCUUUCUACUGACCGCCAUACAAUCCCACCUGUACCUGCCGUCCUGGAUUCCCAUGCUGAGCUUCAUGACUCUCAAGUUUCUCCUCGCCCUUGGCAUGAUUUUCUUCUAUUAUCGUGCCUUGAGUUACCUGCUGCCUGUCAGUUCAGACCUGGGACCAAUGCUAGUCAACAUUACAACUCUGAGCCGAAAAGACAUGAUCAACUGGUUGCGACUGUGGUCGAUGUGCCUUCUGUCCAGCGGCCUGGCUAUCACCGCGGCCACCUACCCAGCUCAACCCUUCUCUCUCACCGUGCUAAAAAAAGCCGUGCUCAGGGGGGCAUUGGGCAUCUUCCUGACCGAAGUCAACGACCUUAAGGGGAAUCCUGCAUGCACAAAAAUUUACAGCUUCCCAGAGGUAGCGCAUACUUGUAACGCUAGCACUGUACAACCCUACAUGUUAUCCCGACUGUCGACCUGUCCAUACCACUCGUGGGCCGGCUACGUUCUCGUGGUCCAGUUCCUGCUCAUCACACGCCUCGUCUUCUAUACCCUGAUGUUCGCCAUGUUCAGAUCUGUGAUACCCAUACCGUUGACUGUUCUUACGUAUCCGUUCAUGUUGUUGCGCUACCUAGCCAAGCUGACCAUGGCUGGAGUCUUUGAGUGCCAUAAAUGUUGUCAAGGUAUACGAAAGCAGGCGCAGGAGGCUGUCAGACAGCCAUGCCGAGUCCCUUACAACCAAUGGAAAUCUUACAUGGCAACUAUGGAAAAAAAGGAAGAAGAGAAGAAAACCAGCUGGUCAGACAUAUUGACCCAGAUGGAAGAAGAGAGUACAGCCCAGAAGCUGAUCGCCAAACGUCUGAACGACCGCCUGGUCCAUGUGGAGAAGAAUCAGACGUCUGCUGGACUCACACUAGAGUCAUUUCUGGCCGAGCUUGAAGCUCUAGACCCCAAAGUUCGCGCCCAAAAAGCUCAGCGGUCACUGAAAGUGAUCCACACAGUGGCCCGCACUUCUCCCUACCCGGGCACAGACUUGCAGCGGUUUCCAGUCUUCGAAAAGGAUGUCCCGUGGGAUGCAAAAUUUGAGGCGUACGACCCGAUCAUAUACUCAAAACCGGUAACAAAAUAUCCAGACGAAAUGCAACCGUGGGUGGACUGGGACAUUCUUAGCGUUGCAGAGCGGAAUGAAUCCAAUCCGGAUAAAGAUGAAGAGUUUGUGAUGGUCUCUAUACUUCAGGACCCAGUUUACAACAGCGUCCAAAUACAGAACCCAGUGGAUGGCUGGGAAGUGGUCGUUGAUCGGGUCUCCUACAUUAUGGACGGAGAACAACCCUUGAUUUAUGAUCUGGAUGCUGUGGGCUUACCAAUUAAUCCCCUAGGCCGCACAGGAUUACGGGGUCGAGGCUCGCUGUGUCGAUGGGGCCCUAACCACAUGAUCCAGGCAGUGAUCAGUCGGUGGAAAGUCGCCAGCACCAGCGCUCAAGGCAGCAAUGUGACUUCCCCAGUUGAAGAGUCCAAGGUCAUGGAGGUCCUGGUGGUGCACGAGCAAGAUGAUCCUGGGCAUAUCAGUCUGCCAGGGGCUAAACUGGAUAAGAGAUCCCGCCCGUACAGCGCUCUGUGUGAUGUUUUCACCACAGACGUUCUUCAGGAAGAAGAUACAGAGGGAUGGCGUCAUUACGAUCAGGACGACAUGGUGCAGUAUUUUAGCCAGUUUGCCUCCACAAACCCCAUCCGAAAACGCAAGGCCCUGUACGCCAACUACGGUUUCUCCUCCUUCCUGGUGUUUCGAGGGUAUGUCGACUCUGCUGUCAACACGGACAACGCCUGGCAAGAGGCAGAGAUCUGGAACUUUCAUUACAAGUACCAAAACGGCUUUGAGAAUAGAUUCAAGCAGAGUGAUCACGUCAGCUGGAUCACAGUUAGCGCUGCUAUGCCUCUCACAUCAUCGGAGUCUGCAGCUGUACUUGAGUCUGCCAAAAUACACAAUGCUACCUUCUAAAACAAGAUAACUAGCAACUUUUACAGGAAUAAGGGUAGCCCGGGAGGGCGGGAU
Messenger RNA from Aplysia californica (California sea hare), 4530 nucleotides. RefSeq names its product transient receptor potential cation channel subfamily M member-like 2. Gene Ontology annotation, biological process: monoatomic cation transmembrane transport. Gene Ontology annotation, molecular function: monoatomic cation channel activity. Lineage: Eukaryota; Metazoa; Mollusca; Gastropoda; Aplysiida; Aplysiidae. The record is from RefSeq and is a predicted model, not a curated record.